Molecule: messenger RNA, 1008 nt
Organism: Aspergillus alliaceus
Lineage: Eukaryota; Fungi; Ascomycota; Eurotiomycetes; Eurotiales; Aspergillaceae
Product: putative peroxisomal carrier protein
Exons: 4
Coding region: 1-1008 (335 amino acids)
Biological process (GO): transmembrane transport
Source: RefSeq, a predicted model, not a curated record
AUGGCCGGCCAAUCGAAGCCCGCGCUCUCCCCUUGGGGGAGUGCUGUCGCCGGUGCGACUGGUGCUGUUCUCGCGAAUGCCAUGGUCUAUCCGCUGGAUCUUGUCAAAACCAAACUUCAGGUCCAAGUAAAGAACACACCCGGAUCGCAAACCGACGAAAAUGUUGUACACUAUGAGUCGACCAUGGAUGCCAUCAACAAGAUUGUGGAGAAAGAGGGAAUUGAAGGUCUAUACUCUGGGAUGGUUGGCUCGUUGAUCGGCGUUGCCUCGACGAAUUUUGCAUACUUCUAUUGGUACAGCGUUGUCAGAAGCCUUUAUACGGCAUCGAGUCGAGGAUCCAAGGCACCUGGAACCGCUACGGAACUCAGUCUGGGUGCCGUUUCAGGAGCUAUCGCUCAGAUCUUCACCAUUCCAGUCGCUGUCAUCACAACCAGGCAGCAGACACAGCCAAAGGGCGAAAAGAAGGGCCUGAUCGAGACUGGAAAGGAGGUUGUCAACAGUGAAGAUGGAUGGACUGGUCUGUGGAGAGGCCUCAAAGCCAGCUUGAUUCUAGUAGUCAACCCGGCGAUUACCUAUGGCGCUUACCAGCGUCUGAAGGACGUCCUUUUCUCUGGAAGAAAUAACCUCAAGCCCUGGGAAGCAUUUCUAUUGGGUGCUCUUUCCAAAGCAAUGGCCACAAUCGCAACCCAACCAUUGAUUGUGGCUAAGGUUGGCCUUCAAUCGCGGCCACCACCCGGUCGCGAGGGAAAGCCCUUCAAGACCUUUAGUGAAGUUAUGCGAUAUAUCAUUCAGAAUGAAGGUCCAUUAUCCCUCUUCAAGGGUAUUGGGCCCCAAAUUUUGAAAGGUCUGCUAGUCCAGGGCUUGCUAAUGAUGACGAAAGAAAGGAUGGAACUCAUUUUCAUUGUUCUCUUCGCAUACUUGAAGAAAAUUAGAGAUCAGAAGCUACAAAAAGCCGUCGACACUGCUGCAUCCAAAGCCAAAACCAGUCUUCCAGCAACCUUGAAAUAG